UAAACAUCAGUCGAAGCAAGCACAAUUAAAGCUAAAAAUAAUGCUAAAAUAUUUCAUUUUAUUAAGUGUUCUAGUUCAGACUCUUGUGGCUGCACCAACAACAAAUGCACCUCUAUUAAAUGAUGAGUUGCAAAAAGAAUUGGUGGCAGAGGCUCGAAAUGAGACAAUCAACCUAUUAAAUUCUCUAUUUCGUGCACAAAUUUCUUACUUUAGUCAAGUUGGAGCCAAAUUGAAUCCACAAAUGAAGAGAGCCCAGGAUAUACAACUCUAUGUAACCCGUCUAAAUGAGGCUAUUGCUGUCAAUGAACUAGAGAAAAAGGAUGAAAUGUGGCUGAGUAUAUUUGAGGAGUUUAGUAAAUCACCAUUAUUAGUGAACCGUGAGGCCGAGACGGGUCUUAGCAAUGUUGAAUAUCAAGCCCUGUUGACUGAUGAUAAAUUACAACAGAUAACCAAAAGUUUUCUCACCGAUGUAUCUAGCUAUUUUUGGAAAAUGGCCAAGGUUAGUGGGAAAGUUGUGGGUAAAGCAUUUGAUGAUUAUAUCGAAAGAGAAAAGCAACAUGCAAAUGCAUUGACCAAAAACUAAUUGAUAUAUAAUUAUCCAUAACCGAAAUAAAAAAAACCAUUUAUAAAA
This is a messenger RNA of Drosophila willistoni, 631 nucleotides long. RefSeq lists its product as uncharacterized. Lineage: Eukaryota; Metazoa; Arthropoda; Insecta; Diptera; Drosophilidae. The transcript is spliced from 3 exons. The coding region runs from base 41 to 583 and encodes 180 amino acids. The record is from RefSeq and is a predicted model, not a curated record.